AAAUCAAGAUGGCGGCCGAAUAUCUUGUUGGUUUGAUCUUAUGUCUGUCAUUUUGCAGUACAGUUGACACCCUUCAAUGCUACCAAUGCGUUGAUGUGUCCAGCUCGAGCAGUUUGAUAAACACAGUAGGGCAUUCUGAUCCUAAUUGUGAGUCUGUUUCCAACUAUGCCACUACCACAAAGACAUGCCAGACCGGGGAAGCUUGUGGAUAUGUGAAGGGGAAAGUGGAUUUAUCUGUAAAUUUACUUGUGACGAAGGUUGAUGCUACAAUCACUCUAAACAUUCGCGAUUGUAUGGCAGUUGCAUCUGGUACCAGUAUGAAGUGCUACAGGAACCAAUACUACACUGAUAUUAUAAACGAAGCACUGUCAUUCAUCGGUGAACUGGUGGAUGUUAAGUUUGAUGGAGAUGUAUGUUUCUGUAGAGGGGAUCUCUGCAAGCCCUGCGGCUCCCAGUCGACUGAAAUUUUUGGCAUUUGCUUUGCAUACUGGGUGCUUGGGGCCAUUGGAGGAGGUGUUUUCCUCGUCAUUGUUCUGCUGGUCUGCUGUUGCUGUUGCUGCUGCUGUAGAAAGAACCGACCAGUCGGCCGUCCAAAUGUAUUCAUACAAACUACUGGUGGAGUAGUAUCGCAAGGAACAGCGCUGUCACUUGUGCCACCGCAACAAAAAGGUUAUGCGAGAUUUUGA
This is a messenger RNA of Owenia fusiformis, 686 nucleotides long. NCBI's taxonomy places the organism in Eukaryota, Metazoa, Annelida, Polychaeta, Sabellida, Oweniidae. The record is from the annotation of a GenBank genome assembly.